Trichobilharzia szidati is the source of this 516-nucleotide messenger RNA. The record is from the annotation of a GenBank genome assembly. Lineage: Eukaryota; Metazoa; Platyhelminthes; Trematoda; Strigeidida; Schistosomatidae.
AUGUAGCCUUGAGAAUCCAGUUGGGAAGGCGGUAGUUUAAAAGUCGGAUCGCCCACGAUGCAAAACGAGGCCGGAGAAUUCGUUGAUUUAUACAUCCCGAGACGCUGUGCUGUCACCAACAGACUAAUUGGUGCGAAAGAUCACGCUUCUAUCCAAAUACAGUUUGUUGAUUUGGAUCCUACGACUGGUAGAAUGACUACAGGCAUUAAGUCCUACGAUAUUUCGGGGUCUAUACGAUCAAUGGGUGAAGUCGAUGAUUGCAUAAAUAGACUGGCAGUCAGAGACGGCAUGCUACCACCAAACUUCUGCGAAAGGACUUUCUUGUAAAAUUAUGGGAAAUAAUUUCGAAUAAAUAAUCUUUGUGAUGGAUCUGGAAGUUUUUGUGAGUAUUAGUGAGUUUUUGGGUUGGAUAAGUUGUCAAAAUUGCCACACCGUUUGCGUUUUGUUAGUGUAAUGAAUUAAACUAAGUAGACUUUCUGACAGAGCGUUAAGACAUCUUCAAUGAUUUUCUGAAUG